Molecule: messenger RNA, 314 nt
Organism: Ambispora leptoticha
Lineage: Eukaryota; Fungi; Glomeromycota; Glomeromycetes; Archaeosporales; Ambisporaceae
Source: the annotation of a GenBank genome assembly
AUGAUAAAAAGUGUACUUAAAAAACACACAGACCCCGUAAUAUUACACAAUAUCCGAACACCUAACAAUAUAAUCACAGAACCCCAGGAAAUCAAAACUGCAAUACAGGAACAUUUCAAACACUGGACAAAAUUAAACCUAACUCAAACAGAACUAUGGAACGAAUGGGCAGACGAAUACAAACCAAUUCAAACAAUAGACCCAACAUGGUAUAAUACAAUCACGACAAAGAUCACAUCCUCCGAACUAGAGUUUAUAAUCAAAGAAGCACCCAACACAAAGGCUACUGGGCCCUCAAAAAUAUCAAAUGAAAU